This is a messenger RNA of Closterium sp. Naga37s-1, 804 nucleotides long. NCBI's taxonomy places the organism in Eukaryota, Viridiplantae, Streptophyta, Zygnematophyceae, Desmidiales, Closteriaceae. The record is from the annotation of a GenBank genome assembly.
AUGCCGUUUUCCCAUCUCUCUGACUUCGCCAAUCGCAAGUAUCUGGUGUUUGCAGCGGUGGAGGAGCAGCUCACCAACGCCAAGAUCCAUGUCAUUGAGGCCGCACGGGUGGCCAGGGAGACCAACCGCAUCCUCGUGCUGCCCAAGGGGUCCCACAGCCAUCUGUCGCUGGGUCGAUCCAUGCCCAUGUGUGCCUACUGCGACUUGGCUUAUCUCAACGCCACGGAGUGGGUCUCCCCCGAGUUCUUCCUCCUCCUCGCCCGAGCUGCCUUCGUCAAGCCCACCGUCAGCUACCUCUGCGUUGACACUCCCGAGCUCGGCCGGCCCUGCUUCGGCACAACGGAAAUUGCAGGGAGUCUGGGGGCAGUGUUCACACUGGCCAUGGGGCACGUGCCCACGGGGGGCAACACCAUCUGGCUGCACAUGCCUGCCCGCUUCGACCAGAUCCAGUCCCUGCUCAACGCUUGGAAGCACUGGGACGUGGUGGUGAUAUACCCCAAGAGCACAUGCAUGGAGGGUAGUGCGCGGGGCAGGCGACAUGGCGCACACCAUCCUUUCACACACCUACCAACCACAAUCCAAGCUCUCAUCUAUAUUCAUCCCACUGGGGAAGCACCCACUGGGGAAGCACAGGGACGUGGUGUGGUGGUAUACGCCAAGAACACAUACGAGCGUUUCGAGCACACGAGAAAUGGUGCUGCAUCUCACCUACCACAAAUCCCGUCCUUUCCCUCCCCGCUUCCUCCCCCCAGGAAGCACAGGGACGUGGUGGUGGUAUACGCCAAGGACACAUCCGAGCGUUGA